Molecule: messenger RNA, 3574 nt
Organism: Zea mays
Lineage: Eukaryota; Viridiplantae; Streptophyta; Magnoliopsida; Poales; Poaceae
Exons: 6
Coding region: 1977-3209 (410 amino acids)
Source: RefSeq, a predicted model, not a curated record
UGGAUUAGGGUCACAUACACGCCAAUACGCCGGGGAUAGAAAAAUCUCCACCGAGACGUGGAAGACAGCCCGUCGUUCUCGCGUGGCGGCGUCACUAGCUAACCCUAGAUCAAGACGAGUGCAUCCACCGCUCUCCACGCCGCCGCCGAUCUCGUCGAGAGGCAUCCACGACUCUCCACGCCGCCGCCGAUCUCGUUCGUCCAGCGUGUGAGUUUUAAUUCAUCCCGUACUGCAUUUCUUCCUGUUCCGUAGCGGCACUGGCUGGGCGCCGGCACCUGCGCAAGCGGCGGCUGGGCGUCUGGCACUAGAAAAAUACCCAAGGUGAGCGGCACUAGCUGGGCGCCGGCACCUGCGCGAGCCGCGGCUGGGCGUCUGGCACUAGAAAAGGGCGUCUGGCAGCUGGGCGUCUGGCACUAGAAUAGACGGCGCUUCAGAUUGAUAGACAGAACCUCCAGAGGAGAACACAAAAGCUAGCCAAGAUCCAUGUGAUCUGUACGUACGUACCUUUUUUUCCCUAAUUCUUCUCAGAUCCUUGCCAGUUCAUUGGAAUUUAUUAGCCAUAUACAAUGACUCUUAACCAAAAGCUGGGCGUGUGAUUUAUUAGCUAUCUACGUAGUGGCUGGGCUGUGAUCUGUGGAUGAACAAGACCAAGCAGGAACGGAUGGGAAUGAAUAGAAGGGUUCGAGAUCUAAUUAACCAUAUACAAUGACUCUUAACCUUUGAUUUGUUAUAUUCUAAAAUUUAUUAGCCCAUUUCUUUGUUUUGUAUGCUAUGAUAUCAGAUUGCAUUGUACCAAGGAUAAGAAAAAAUGGAUCAACUAAUUAGGAAGAGAAGAGAAGAGGAGGACGAGGAGUUAAUGCUCUUUCUUUUCCCUGCUCUUUAUUUAAUUAGUAAUAGAGGGAGAGAGAAAAGAGCAAGGCAUGCUUCUAUUCUAUCUGGCAAGGAGAGACUUAAUGAGAUUCUCGAAGGACAUGAGAAGAAUUGUCUUGUCGCAUUCCGUAUGGAGCCUAGUAUAUUCAAAAAUAUAGCAUCAUUUCUUAGAGAAGAACACAUCCUACGUGAUACAAGGGGUGUAACUGUGGAAGAAAAAUUGGGAAUGUUCCUUUUCAUGUUGUCCCAUAAUGCUAGUUAUGAGGAUUUACAACAUGAAUUCAAACAUAGUGGUGAAACUAUCCAUCGACACAUCCAGUCAUUUUUCCAUAUAAUCCCAUCUCUCAUGUAUAGAUUUGUGAAGCCUGCCACUGGAAUUUCAGUUCAUUGGAAGAUUACCACGGAUGAACGGUUCUUUCCUUACUUCCAGAAUUGCAUUGGAGCUAUUGAUGGAACACAUGUUCCAAUUACCAUUUCAGCAGAAAAGCAAGCUCCCUAUAGGAAUAGAAAAGGCACACUAAGUCAAAAUGUAAUGUUGGUUUGUGAUUUUGACUUGAACUUUACUUUUAUAUCAUCUGGUUGGGAGGGAUCAGCUACAGAUGCUAGGGUUCUAAGGUCUGCGCUACUUGGAGGAUUCCAUGUUCCUGAGGGAAAGUAUUAUCUUGUCGAUGGGGGAUAUGCUAACACACCAUCAUUCAUUGCACCGUACCGUGGUGUUCGAUACCACUUGAAAGAAUUUGGCCACGGUCACCAACGACCAAGAAACUAUAAGGAAUUAUUUAAUCACCGGCAUGCUUUAUUGCGGAACCACAUAGAGAGAGCAAUAGGAGUUUUGAAGAAGCGUUUCCCUAUUCUAAAAGUUGGAACACACCACCCAAUUAGGAACCAAGUGAAAAUACCAGCUGCGGCAGUGUUGUUCCAUAAUAUUAUACGGAUGCAUAAUGGGGAUGAAGAUUGGUUGAAUAGCCAAACAAGUAACAUAUCGCCAGAAACUUUUGUUGAUCUUCCUGGAGGAGACAAUUACUAUAGCAAUGAUGUCGUGUCGCUUAAUAGCCAAGUGGAUAAUGGGAACUCUGUUAGAGAUAUGAUUGCAUUGAAUAUGUGGAAUGAUUAUAGUCAACAUCGUUCAUGAUAUAUCAAGAAUGUUUGGAAGAGGAUCUCCUAGGAUGAACCUGAUCCAAGCUGCAGCUAUGCAAAGAGUAUCCCCUAGAUCUACUACUAACAAGCGCAAGAAGAGAACAUCACCAAAAGUUGGUCGUCUUAGAGCAAACUGGAAUAGUGGACUAGAAAAGGGUUUAGUUGAAAUUCUUCAAGACCACAACAAUGACUGUUAUAAGGGCCAAAAUGGGUGGUCAUCGGAAGCAUGGAAUAGAAUUGUCAAGUUAUUCCAUGAGAAAUUCCCUUAUGUCACAUUUACAAAAUGCCAAAUCCAAGAUAAAGAGAAAGAGUUAAAGAGAGACUACAAGGCUCUUAAAGAGGCAAGACAACAAAGUGGGGUAUCAUGGGAUGAGCGGUUGUGUAGAAUAGAGGCAGAAGAACCCAUUUGGAAUAACCUCACCAUUAGUAACGAGAGACUUAAGAAGUUUCGGACUAAAUCUUUCCCACUAUUUGAGGCUUUAGGAGAGCUACAUGAUGGGAAUAUUGCUGAGGGAACCAUGAAUUUUACUUCUAUUGAGCCUUAUCGACCUCCAGUCACACAACCUUGUCAAGGUGCUGCUACACAUCCUUCUCAAGCUGCUUUUAUGCUCACACAGCCUUCUCAACCGUCUUUCACACAACCUUCUCAACCCGCUUUCACACAACCUUCUCGAAUUGCUUACACACAACCUUCUCAAGCCGCUUUCGCACAGCCUUCUCAAGCCGCUUUCGCACAGCCUUCUCAAGCCGCUUUCACACAGCCUUCUCAAGCCGCUUUCGCACAUCCUUCUCAAGCUACAAUCACACAAGCCAUUUCUAAUGAAGAUGAUGACCUCAGAGUAUUAGAUCCAAUAGCCCCUACAUCAGUGAGCAAAAGGGCAAAAAAUGUUGGUGCUGGUAGUUCAAGGACAAGAAUUGACAAGCGUGGACAAGAUGGGAAGGUGGUUGAGAUGAUGGAAAGGUUUCUAGAGAUGAAAGAAAAACAAGAUGAGGUGGAGAAAAGGGCGACAACUAAUGCAAAUGAGGAUGAUUUCCCUAUUACAACAUGCAUUGCUAUUGUGGAUGGAAUGGAAGAGCUUUCUGAUGAUGAGAAGGUUGAUGCUUAUGAUGUGUUUAAGGAUGCCCAAAACAGGGCCAUUUUCAUGAUUGCCAAAGAUGCUACACGCAUAAAAUGGUUGAGGAAGAAGAUUGCUAGAACAUGAUAUAUGAUACUGCUUAUGAUGUUGUUUGAAACUUGAGGGAUCAAAGAAAAUGCAACGAAGAAUUUGGAAGACCUUGAAAUUAUUACUAGCAAUUGUUUGAAAGCAAUCUAGUAAGCGAACUUUCAGUUGGAACCUGUCAUGGCACUUGUGAAAUCUUCAUUUUUUAUAAGCACCUCUGAAUGUGAUCCUUCUUGUCAUUAAAUCAAGACUACAAAGAUGGAUGUUUAUUUAAUUUGCCAUAAGCACCUCUGAUUGUAAUACUUCUUGUUAUUAAAUCAGGACUAGAACGAUGAAUGUUUUUUUCUAAGCACUUUUGAAUGCUAUGUUAAUUUGCACAUUCGAUGUGCCAUGGUCAGUAUUUGUGC